AGGCUGGAGAAAGUCAUCGCAGAGGGAGCUCAAACAGACAGAGAGAAAGCAAGGAAGAGAGAAUCACUCCCGCUUUUAAAACGUACCUGUCGCUGCGUCUGCACACCAUGGGAGCUACAUCUAGAAGAACAGAACCAGGCGACACACAGGACAUGGAGACUGGUGGAUUCUGUUAGCGAACUGUUUGUGGUUCAGGGAAAAACCCUGGAUGCCAUAUCCUCUUACCCUACUAUGAACGGCCUGCCUGUGUGCUGGAGUAAGUCCAGUGUCAUCAGCUUCAUCAAGGGUCUGGCUUCACCUGUGGGGAACGGAUACAAUAAACCUCCCGUCCCUCCGGUCAGCUGUCCUCAGGGAGAAAAAGGCCCCCCAGCCAUGAUGCCCAUCAGCAUCGAUCCAGAGAGUCGACCAGGCGAGUACGUCCUCAAGAGUCUGUUCGCCAACUUCACCACCCUGUCAGAGCGCAAGAUCCGCAUCAUUAUGGCUGAGCCACUGGAAAAGCCAUUAACAAAGUCUCUCCAAAGGGGAGAAGAUCCUCAGUUUGACCAAAUGAUAAGCACCAUGAGCUCAUUGGCUGAAUACAGUCUUCCCUCCAUCCUGCGCACUUUAUUUGACUGGUACAAAAGACAAAACGGCCUAGAGGAGGAGCUGCACAAGAGUCAGCCAAGAGCCAACCCCAAGUCCAAAAAUGAUGAGCAGCAGAGAGAUUAUCUACUUGAACGGCGAGAUUUGGCCAUCGACUUCAUCUUCUCUCUUGUGCUUAUAGAGGUGUUGAAACAGAUGCCUCUCUACCCAGUCCACGAUGGUUUGGUCAAUGAAGUCAUUAACUUAGCCUUUAAGCACUUUAAAUAUAAAGAGGGAUAUAAUGGUCCAAACACUGGUAACAUGCACACUGUAGCAGACCUUUAUGCUGAAGUCAUAGGAGUAUUAGCCCAGUCCAAGUUUCCCGCCGUGAAGAAGAAGUUUAUGACCGAGCUGAAGGAGCUGCGGCAGAAAGAGCAGAGUCCGUACGUCACGCAGAGUACUAUCAGCCUCAUCAUGGGGGUCAAGUUCUUCAGAGUUAAAAUGUAUCCUGUCGAGGAUUUCGAAGCUUCUUUUCAGUUCAUGCAGGAGUGUGCACAGUAUUUUCUAGAAGUCAAGGAUAAAGACAUUAAGCAUGCUCUGGCCGGCCUCUUUGUUGAGAUCCUGGUUCCUGUUGCAGCCGCGGUGAAGAACGAAGUGAACGUUCCCUGCCUGAGGAACUUUGUGGACAGCUUGUACGACACAACCCUGGACCUGUCCUCCAGAAAGAAGCACUCACUGGCAUUUUAUCCACUGGUGACGUGUCUGCUGUGUGUCAGCCAGAAACAGUUCUUCCUCAACAGAUGGCAUCUCUUCCUCAACAACUGCCUUUCAAACCUGAAGAGUAGAGACCCCAAGAUGGCUCGAGUUGCACUGGAGUCCUUAUAUCGACUGUUGUGGGUUUACAUGAUAAGAAUAAAGUGUGAGAGCAACACUGCAACUCAGGGUCGCCUGAACACCAUUAUAACAACCCUUUUCCCAAAAGGAUCUCGCAGUGUGGUCCCAAGAGACAUGCCCCUCAACAUAUUUGUCAAAAUCAUUCAGUUUAUUGCUCAGGAAAGACUUGAUUUUGCCAUGAAAGAGAUUAUUUUUGACCUUCUGUCUGUUGGGAAACCUGCGAAAGCCUUUAGUCUUAAUCCUGAGAGGAUGAAUAUUGGUUUGAGAGCAUUCCUGGUCAUCGCAGACAAACUGCAGCAGAAGGACGGAGAGCCUCCCAUGCCCAACACUGGCUGCACUUUGCCCUCUGGGAACACACUCCGAGUCAAGAAGACAUACCUGAGCAAAACGCUGACGGAUGAGGAGGCCAAAGUCAUCGGUAUGUCACAUUACUACGUGCACGUGAGGAAAGCUAUUGACAGCAUCCUCAGACACCUGGACAAGGAAGUGGGACGCUGCAUGAUGAUGACUAACGCCCAGAUGUUGAACAAAGAGCCUGAGGAUAUGAUCACAGGUGAAAGAAAACCCAAGAUUGAUUUAUUUAGGACUUGUGUUGCGGCCGUUCCUCGCAUUCUGCCUGACGGGAUGUCCAAACCUGAGCUCAUCGACCUUCUUUCUCGAUUAACGAUCCACAUGGAUGACGAGAUUCGCCUCAUAGCCCAGAAUUCGUUGCAAAGCCUGUUGGUGGAUUUCUCUGACUGGCGUGACGAUGUCUUGUUUGGAUUCAGUAACUUCCUGUUGCGGGAGGUCCAAGACACCCACCAAGGACUGUUAGAUAUGUCCCUCAAAUUACUGCAGCAGCUGCUCACACAGUGGAGAUUAGCACUGGCUUCUCCGGGGAAGAGCCAAGAGCACGCACAAAUUCACAACAUCGAGCUGCUGCAGUCCAGCUCGAGUCUGAAGUCGCCUGCAGAGCGAGGCCCUCACUCCGCCGCGCUGCACGCUGUAGAAGGACUGGCUCUGGUUCUGCUCUGCUCCUGCCAGCUGAGCACCCGCAGACUCGCUGUCGCUAUUCUCAGAGAAAUCCGAAGCCUCUAUCUGACCAUUGGACAGUCAGAGGAUGACGAUAAACCAAUGAUAGAGAUCAUGGAUCAGCUCAGUCCGGUUAUCGUGGAAAGUUUUGUCAAUGUUGCCGUUUCUGACACAACCAUGCCGCCAGCUGUUCACCACGUGGACCUCCAGUGGCUCGUGGAGUGGAAUGCGCUGCUCGUGAGCAGUCAUUAUGACAUCAGGAGCCCCUCGCACGUGUGGCUCUUCGCCCAGUCCGUGAAGGACCCCUGGGUCCUGUGCGUUUACAGUCUCCUCCGAAGGGACCACCUGCCCAAGCACUGCCCCACAGCUCUGAGCUACGCCUGGCCCUACGCCUUCACUCGACUGCAGAUGCUCAUGCCCCUGGUGGACCCAAACAACCCAGUGUAUGCCAAGAAGACCGGCACCUCUGGGAGUGGGGAGAAUUACGUAACCUUAUGGAGGAACUACCUGAUCCUUUGCUUUGGGGUGGCCAAACCCAGUAUCAUGAGUCCCGGCCAUUUGAGAGCAUCGACACCUGAGAUCACGACUCCUCCGUCUGACAGUGGCCUCGGCCACGAUAACAAGGUUACUGGAAGCCCGUCAGUGGCUUGGCUCUUGAAGCAGUUGGUCCCACUCAUGAGGCUGGAGAGCAUUGAGUUGACCGAGUCCUUGGUUGUAGGAUUUGGUCGCACUAAUUCACUAGUAUUCAGGGAGCUUGUGGAGGAGUUGCAUCCCCUCAUGAAAGAGGCAUUAGAGAGACGACCUGAGAACAAGAAGCGCCGCGAGCGCCGAGACCUGCUCAGGCUGCAGCUGCUGCGUAUCUUUGAGCUUUUGGCUGAUGCAGGGGUCAUCAGUGACAGUACAAACGGAGCUCUGGAACGUGACACCCUCGCCCUCGGCGCUCUGUUCUUAGAAUAUGUGGAUCUGACUCGAAUGCUUCUGGAAGCUGAGAACGAUAAAGAUACAGAGAUCAUCAAAGACAUCCGGGCUCACUUCAGCACCAUGGUGGCCAACUUUAUCCAAUGUGUACCAGUGCACCACAGACGCUUCCUGUUCCCCCAACAGAGCCUUCGGCAUCACCUCUUCAUUCUCUUCAGUCAGUGGGCGGGGCCUUUCAGUGUCAUGUUCACCUCUCUGGACCGCUACAGUGACAGAAAUCACCAGAUCACAAGAUAUCAGUAUUGUGCACUGAAGGCCAUGUCUGCCGUGUUGUGCUGUGGGCCUGUCUUUGAUAACGUCGGCCUGUCUCAGGAUGGAUACCUGUACAAAUGGCUGGAUAAUAUUUUAGCUUGCCAGGAUCAGCGGGUUCAUCAGCUUGGCUGUGAGGUCGUCAUUCUGCUCCUGGAGCUUAAUGCUGACCAGGUUAAUCUAAUUAACUGGGCAGUCGAUCGCUGCUACACAGGUUCCUACCAGCUCGCCUCAGGCUGCUUCAAAGCCAUCGCUACAGUCUUUGGCAGCAGCAAAAACUACCCAUGUGACGUUGUAACGCUGCUGAACCUGGUUCUCUUUAAAGCAUCAAGCACAAGCAGAGAAAUCUAUGAGAUUUCAAUGCAGCUAAUGCAGAUUCUUGAAGCACAGUUGUUCCUGUACUCUAAGAAGAUAGCAGAGGUAAAGCCAAGUAGUGUCCUGUAUGGCACCCAUGGUCCUCUGCCGCCUCUUUACAGUGUCUCGCUACCUCAGCUCUCCAGUCAGUUGGCCAGGAUGUACCCUGAACUCACUCUUCCUCUGUUCUCAGAGGUCAGCCAGAGGUUCCCCACCACUCAUUCCAACGGGAGGCAGAUCAUGCUCACCUACCUCCUGCCCUGGCUCAGAAACAUUGAGCUAGUGGAUGGCGGUUUGCUGCUUCCAGUCCUUACUUCAUCCACCCAAAGCUAUGAGUCCUCCUGUCAGCUGAGCAGCACAGACUCAUCCCACCAGCUGAAAGGUGCUGGCUGGGGGUCCUUACAAGCCACAUCAAUGGUUCUCAAUAACCUCAUGUUCAUGACAGCCAAGUACGGAGAUGAUCUGCCUGGAUCAGAGAUGGAAAACGCCUGGAAUGCUCUGGUCGGCAAUGAAAAUUGGAGCAACAACUUGAGAACCAUGCUGCAGUUUCUCAUCAGUUUAUGUGGCGUCAGCAGUGACACGACGCUUCUCCCAUAUAUCAAGAAAGUGGUGAUCUAUCUUUGCAGAAAUAACACAAUGCAAACCAUGGAGGAGUUGUUAUUUGAGUUACAACAAAUGGACCCAGUCAACCCUGUGGUGCAACAUUGUGACAGCCCUCCUUUCUAUCGCUUCACUGCCACAAGCAAAGCCUCUGCAGCGGCUUCAGGAACUCCAUCAAGCAGCAACACUGUCGUUGCAGGCCAGGAAAGCUUUCCUGACUCCGAUGAUACAAAAACCAAUAAAGAGAACGAGGAAAGGCUUGGGCACAUGAGAGCACACAACCGUCUGGAGUCACGAUACAGUAGCAGCUCAGGAGGAUCCUAUGAUGAAGAUAAAAGUGAGCCUCUGCCCCCCUACGCUGAUUGGUUGACGGUUGUUAUUGAGACCAACAAGCCCCACCCUCUGCCCAUGCCUCUCAGUGGAGGAUGCUGGGCUCCGCUGGUGGACUUUUUACCAGAAACCAUCACUCCCAGAGGACCGCUGCACAGGUGUAACAUUGCAGUGAUCUUCAUGACUGAGAUGGUGGUUGACCACAGUGUGAGAGAGGACUGGACCCUUCACCUGCCUUCACUGCUCCAUGCUCUGUUUUUGGGUAUGGACCACUAUCGCCCGGAGGUGUUUGAACACAGCCAACGUCUCCUCCUCCACCUGCUCAUCACGUUGCUCUGUAACAACAACUUUCAGGCUAUCGCAGCGAUUUUACUGCAGACACAGGAAAUCCAUGUGGCUAAGACUCUCACCUGCAAGCCAAACCCGGAGAAUUCACCUACUGGGAGUUUUGACUUCCUGCGCGAGUGUCAGGCGUCUCCUGUUCCAGACUCUGGUCUCAGCUCGUCGUCGACGUCCUCCAGUCUGAGUCUGGGGGGCAGCAGCAACAACCUGCCUGAGAUCACACGGGAGAUGGAGGAGUUUGUGGGCUCUUCAAAGAUAAAUGAAAAGGCCAACAAGCUCAUUGAGUUUUUAAUUACAAGACCCUAUGGACCACUGUGGUGUCAUGAAGACAUUUCACCAAAAAACCAAGUCUCAAAAAGCACCGAGCAGCUGACAAAUUUUCUGCGACAUGUGGUUUCUGUCUUUAAAGAGUCCAAGUCAGAUUUCCAUCUGGAGCAGCAGCUCAGUGAGGUGGCUCUGCAGACGGCCUUGUGCAGUUCGUCCCGCCACUACGCCGGCCGCUCCUUCCAGCUCUUCCGAGCCCUUCGUCAGCCGGUUUCUGCACACGCCGUGUCUGACCUCCUCUCAAGACUGGUGGAAGUCAUCGGCGAGCACGGAGAAGAAGUGCAGACUCUGACACCAAAUAAAACCCAAGAGAUCGACAUCUUGUCCAAGAACGGCUAUGUGAUGGAAGUGUUACUCACACUGGAAUCUGUGGUGGAUAACCUGGCUGAAUGUCUGAAAAACAACGAUCUUAUGGUUUUCCUAACAAGAGCCACAUCUCCAGACUUCCUUACCCAUUUCAAGCAGCUGUCGAACAGGAAGAGCACAGGACAGCUUGGUCUAGAACGAGAAGAGAGGAGCAGGCACCACAGGAGCUCCUCUGUCCCCAAAAAGUUUGGAGAAACCGACAGGUGUUCAGAUCCACCUCGCAGCGCCACGCUGGACCGUAUCCAAGCCUGCGAGCAGCAGGCUCUGUUAACCAAGAUGAGCAGUUCGUCUUUAUCAAAAGACAAUGCCACCGACGCGAUGAGCAUCAACCACCCCAGCAACCUGCUGGCCACCAUCUUCUGGGUGGCCGUGUCGCUCAUGGAGUCCGACUUUGAGUUUGAGUAUCAGAUGUCUCUGAGGCUGAUGAAUAAGCUGAUGGCUAACAUGUCGCUGGACAAACAGGAUAACAGGGAAAGGCUGGAGAAGCUGCAGAGCCAGCUGAAGUGGAGCAGCUUCACCGGGCUUCAGCAGCUGCUGUUGAAGGGCUUUACCUCCAUGGCCACCACUGACCUCACGCUGCAGCUCUUCUGCCAGCUCACUCCUGUGUCCAGAGUUUCUGUGGUGGACACAUCCCAAACUAUAGGUUUUCCCUUAAAUGUUCUUUGCCUGCUCCCACACCUGGUGCAGAACUUUGAUGCACCGACCACGUUUUGCCAAGACGCUGCUGAGAAGAUAGCCCAGGUGUGCCUCGAGGAAAAGAAUUCCAAGCUGUCCAACCUGGCUCAUGUCAUGACUCUGUAUAAAACUCACUCCUAUACGCGAGACUGCUUCUCUUGGGUGAACGUGGUGUGUCGCUAUCUCCAUGAAGCGUUCUCAGACAUCACCCUGAGUCUGGUCACUUACAUGGCAGAGCUACUGGAUAAAGGUCUCCCCAGUAUGCAGCAGACGCUUCUACAAAUCAUCUAUAGCCUCCUGAGUCACAUGGAGCUGAGCGGAAUUCAAGCCAAACCUUUCAACAUAGAGGUCCUCAAGACAAUAGAAAAGUUUGUCCAGACUGUGCAUUGGAGGGAGGCGCUGAAUAUCCUGAAGCUGGUGGUUUCUCGAUCAGCCAGUUUGGUGCAGCCGUCGUCCCAGAGUGACCCUCCCUCUGAGGACAUCAGACGCAUCUGGGACUGCUCCUCCAAGGCCCUGCCUGGAAAAACACUUGAUUUCCACUUUGACAUAUCUGAGACCCCGGUGAUCGGGCGGCGUUUCGAUAAUCUGCAAUGCUCGCCCGGACAUGAUGCAAAAAGCGUCACAACUGCAGUGACCCACAGCACCUCCUCGACAUCCUCUGGAUUGACCUCCAACAACGUCCUGGUGCCAGUCAGCUGGAAGAGGCCUCAGUCUUCACAGAAAAGAACGAGGGAAAAACUGGUGCAUGUUUUGUCUCUGUGUGGACAAGAAGUGGGGCUCACAAAAAACCCUUCGGUUAUCUUCUCCAGCUGUGGGGAAUUGGACCUCAUGGAGCACCAGCCCAGCCUGGUUUCCUCUGAUGAGGGGACCCGGGAACUGGAGAACACAGAUGAUACCACCUCAGAGCAGCAGUUCAGAGUCUUUAGAGACUUUGACUUUCUGGAUGUUGAGCUUGAAGAUGGAGAGGAGCUACAGGGAGAGACUGUGGACAACUUUAACUGGGGUGUGCGUCGGCACUCCGUGGACAGUUUGGACCAAAGUGACCUGCAGCCUCUGGACAACAGUCAGCUGUCCAGCAGCAUGCCCAGCUUCAGCAAGGUCACCCAUGAAGACUCAGAUGAGUCAUCUGAGGAGGAUUCCCUCACCAUCAGUCAGAUACUCUCCCAUUCUCAGCUUAGUAUCAGCCUAUCUCCAACAGCAGAUAUCAGUAGCAUGGACACCUCCUCUGCCAUCUUUGACAGAACAUCAGCAGAUUCAACUCCUCUGAGCACCAAAAAUCCCAGUUUCGAGGUUCAACUGUCAGAGGACUCGAAGCAGCGGAAUGAGGUAUCAAAAGAUGAUGAAGACAACAGUGCACAAGAGGACGAAAUCUCUCUCUGCAUCAGUGAACUGCCUCCAGAGUAUCAAUGUGGGGACAGUUUGUCAGUAGACAUGGUAGAUAAUGAUAUCAAAGCAGAGCCAGAAGUUGACUGCUGUUUACCCAGUCUUGCUGAGGAAGAGGAGGAGGAGGAGGAGGAGGAGGAGGAGAGAGAUGACAUGCUAGAGUCACGCUCAUCACCCCCUCCAUUGCCCUUCUUCUCUGCCAUUCUUGCUGCUUUCCAACCAACAGCGUGUGACGAUGCAGAGGAGGCCUGGCGAAGUCACAUCAACCAGCUUGUUUGUGACUCAGAUGGCUCCUGUGCAGUCUACACGUUUCAAGUGUUUUCUUCACUUUUUCAGAGUAUUCAGACUAAAUUUUGCUCCCUGACCUGCGAUGCUGUAAAUUAUCUGGGUGAUGGCUUGAGUGGAUUAGGAUCAAAGUUCCUGAGGUCUUCUGAGAUGCUGGCAUCAUGCUCAGAGUGCCCAACUCUACUAAUUGAUGCUGACACAAUUAUGUCUUAUGGACUUCUGGAAAAGAUGAAAUUCAGUGUGUUGGAAAUUCAAGAAUAUCUUGAUAGUUACAACAACAGAAAGGAGGCAGCUCUUACUUGGCUGAACAGCUGUAAGGCCACCUUUCCCCUUAAUGCUGGAGACAUGGUGAUGACAAACCAACCAAUGGAGACUGAGGAAAAGCGAAUGGAAUCUCUAGCUCAACUGGAGCUUUGUCAAAGACUCUACAAACUCCACUUUCAGCUGUUGCUGCUUUUUCAGUCCUAUUGUAAGCUGAUUGAACAAGUCCAUGAGAUCAGCUUGUUUCCAGAGCUCACAAAUAUGUCGGGUGAAAUCAAUGAACUGAGGAGAAACCUGAGGGUCGCGGCAGCCUCGGUGAUGAAUGACGAAACUUCUGCCUAUGAGAGUUCCUGCUCAGAGACCAUCAUGAGCUCCUCUGAAGCUGCAGUGCAGGCUAUCCUGGAGGCUCUGAAAACCAACGAGCUUUUAAAAGCCAUUCACUACAUUCGUGAAUGCAGAACGCUGUGGCCAAGUGACAUAUUUGGCAGCCCCUCUGAGGAUGAAAUCCAAACAUUACUAAACAUUUACUUCAGACAUCAAACUUUGGGCCAGACAGGAACGUUUGCUUUGGUGGGCUCAAAGCAGGACCUGACAGAAAUCUCUGUCAAGCUGAUGGAACUCAACGGGGAGACCCGGGACAUGAUCCGCCGGGCGCAGGGCUACAAAGCCAUAACGGCUUUUCUCCCAGAUUCCAGGGUUUCAGGCUCAACUCUCUGAUGUUGGUCGUGGUGGUUUGUGGCACUUGUAGCUGCUCUUUCAUUUCAGUUUUCAACAAAAUUUCCGCUAUAUCCUAAGAUAACCAAACUCUUUACUUCCUCUUCUGUCUCUGAGUAUCUCAAUGUCUUGAACUCAGUCUUUAAACAUGGAGCAGUAAUGAUUUUACAGUUUUAUUUGCUGUUUGUAAAUGUCAACCUUUUCUUGCAUGAAUAAAAUCAAUUCUCACAAAGCCUCAAUUUGCCACAGACAUCAACAACUGUCCCAUUUAACAAAUAACGUACCAAAGCUAAGUGUUGUUUUUACGUGUUAAGGGAAAAUGUGCAAUCUUUUACCAUUUCUGUCUCUUAAAAGAAUGUAUUAAAAUGUCAUAGAAUUGGAAAACACUGUUAGUGGAGAAAAAGGGAGGCAUCAUUUCGUCAUUAUGUUUGUGAGUCAUUUGUGUGUAUUUAUGUGUACAUUUUGAUGUGCUGUGACUGUGCAUGAGUGCGUGAAUUAAAUUAUAUUGACUAUCAUGGGUGGAACUAUUGAUUUUGAUUUGUAUGAGUAGCUAGUGUUAAAAUAUUCUGACAUAUUGCAAAUUUACUGUAAUGCCUCCAUGUUACUUAAAACAUCUUACUGUAGUUUAUAAGGGAGCAGCUUUUUGCAAAUACAUAAAAUAUUUAUAUUUAAAGCAAGAGAAAACAUACUUUUUUCUGAUGAGAUAUAUCAAAAGAUGUGUUGUGUUAUUUUUUAAACCUGCCAAGCUAGCAAAUUCUAUGUAUUAUGAAAUAAUAAAGCUUAUGAACAAGUAAAGAAACUAUUUAAUUGUUUGUAAAUAUUGAGCUGAAGGCUUUGGUAAAACUCAUAAGACUGUAUUUUUAUGAAGUUCAAAUUUUAAUUGUAUGUAGAAAACCAAGAAAAAUACAUAAUACAUGUAAAGCUUCCAACAUUGCUGUUGCAGCCUUUGACCUUGUAAAUACAUUUGUCUUGGCAAUGUAUAAUCAAUAUUAUAUUUUUAUUUAUUUUUAGAUGGGUAUUGUGUUCACUUAAGUGUCGCUAAAACAUUUGUCAAAUGAGGAGUUGUCAUUUUUAUCAUUGUUGUGAGUCAUCACAACGUUUCCAAAUGAGAUCACACUGUAAGUUUCAAACUCUCAAAGCCAUUUGAAACACUUGUAAAUGUAAUUCUCAGUAAUAAAAAAAAAACAGAACAACUAA
Austrofundulus limnaeus is the source of this 10524-nucleotide messenger RNA. RefSeq names its product furry homolog a (Drosophila) (gene frya). The record is from RefSeq and is a predicted model, not a curated record. Gene Ontology annotation, cellular component: cell cortex; site of polarized growth. Gene Ontology annotation, biological process: cell morphogenesis; neuron projection development. The coding region runs from base 232 to 9330 and encodes 3032 amino acids. The transcript has 64 exons. NCBI's taxonomy places the organism in Eukaryota, Metazoa, Chordata, Actinopteri, Cyprinodontiformes, Rivulidae.